This is a messenger RNA of Zeugodacus cucurbitae (melon fly), 1348 nucleotides long. It is a transcript of the gene Jhbp12, whose product is annotated as protein takeout. NCBI's taxonomy places the organism in Eukaryota, Metazoa, Arthropoda, Insecta, Diptera, Tephritidae. The transcript is spliced from 4 exons. The record is from RefSeq and is a predicted model, not a curated record. The coding region runs from base 310 to 1122 and encodes 270 amino acids.
GCAUCCCGUUCAAUUUGUGUUGAUAACUCGCUGGCGAGAGAACAGUGGUGUUGACGGCGUGUCUAUCGAACAAAUUUGAUUCAAAAUAUUACGAAAUAAUUUUUAAUUAGUUACCAGUCUUAAAGUGUGCUAAACGAAACAGAAUAGAAAAAAACAGUUAAAUAAAAUAUUUUCGAUAAAAUUUUUUCAUGCUAGACAAUCUUAAUUCAAAACGUAAUAUUUUCGUGUGAAUAACGGAAAAAAACAAAACAAAUAAUAAAAUACAAACUAAAAACUAAAGAAAAGUGAAAUAAAUUAAAAGUUGUAAAAAUGUCGGCGGCACGCAUGCGCAACAAGUUACAUAGUGACUUUGGCUUCAAGUUAACAUUGCUGCCAUUAGUUUGGUUGUUGCUGUUUGUGCAACUUGCACUGCAAUUGGCUAAUACAAGUGCUGCCAAAGAUUUGCCGUCUAACUUUGACAAGUGCAAACGCGACGCUAACUUUGACAAAUGCCUAGUGGAUGCUGUGAACAAUGCGAUAUUGCUGCUCAAAGAUGGCAACAAGGAGUUCGGCAUACCACCACUAGAACCACUCGCUGUUAAAUCGCUAGUCAUUGACUCCGGCAAUGCACCUAUUACGCUAAAGCAGACCAUGAAAAAUUUACUCGUGCAUGACAUGAUCUCGACCAGCAAAGUACAACGCUAUCGCACUGAUCUGACUAAUCAUCUGAUCAUUUGCGACAGUAAAACCGAUCGCAUUGAAAUGGUUGGUGAUUAUGAAAUGUCAGGACGCAUACUACUACUACCUAUAACGGGUAAUGGCAAAGCAAAUAUGACAUUGAUCAAUACACGUAUCGAACAUCGGCUCAUUGGUGAACCCUUCAUGCGCGAUGGCGUCAAAUAUAUGCGUUUGAAGGAGUACCGUGUCGACUUGAAUCCCAAACGUGUCUAUCUACAAUUCGAUAAUCUCUUCAAUGAUCGCUUACUGUCACAAACAAUGAAUCGAUUCUUGAAUGAUAACUGGGAGACAGUAUUCAAUGAACUGAAGGUUGGCUAUGCGCGUAGUUUUGGUAAAAUUUUCCGUGAUAUCUCGAAUAAGCUAUUUGAGGAAAUACCAUUCGACUCGAUAUUCUUGAGUUCUUGAAUAGGUGGCGCUCUAAAAUAAGUGUGCAACUGAAAUGUCUUUGAGCUGGGUAUUUUGAUUUUAGUAUUUAAUAAAGAUUAUAUAGAUAUUAUUAUAAGAAGAUGUGAGUGAGUACGUUAAAUUGAAUUAUUCUUGAAUUUAUUAUGUAUAGCUAUAUGUAAGCGCGUAAAUUAAGGCACACACAUUGUAAAUUUAUAUAUAAAAUAUAUGUAUUUUACUAUAAAAA